Messenger RNA from Meira miltonrushii, 1385 nucleotides. RefSeq lists its product as uncharacterized. NCBI's taxonomy places the organism in Eukaryota, Fungi, Basidiomycota, Exobasidiomycetes, Exobasidiales, Brachybasidiaceae. The transcript is spliced from 4 exons. Bases 31 to 1287 code for a protein of 418 amino acids. The record is from RefSeq and is a predicted model, not a curated record. Gene Ontology annotation, molecular function: RNA binding.
UUUCCUCGUGCACAAAUUCAAACUGCUCCGAUGACGAAUACGGACAACGGACGAUCAAGCGUUACAGAAACUUCUGGAAUGACUUUGAUGCAGCAAAAUGCUCUUAGACCAACACUGCCUCAUGAAAUGCCGGACGAAGGCAAAUUAUUCGUCGGUGGUUUGAAUUGGGACACGACUGAUGAUGGUCUCAAACAAUAUUUCACUCAAUUCGGCAAGGUCAAUCAUUGCCUAAUCAUGCGUGAUCCCAGUACAGGUCGCUCGCGUGGUUUCGCAUUUUUGACAUUUGAUGAUCCUAAAUCUGUCAAUUCAGUCAUGGUCAAAGAGCAUUUUCUUGACGGAAAAAUGAUCGAUCCGAAGAGGGCAAUUCCAAGACAAGAGAAUGUCAAGACUGCAAAAUGCUUUGUCGGUGGAAUUCCUCAAUCAGCCACCAGCGAAUCAUUCAAAGCAUUCUUUUCACAAUUUGGCCCUUUGCUUGACAGUACAUUAAUGUUGGACCGUGAUACGCAAAAGCCACGUGGAUAUGGAUUUGUGACGUAUGAGAAUGAUCAAGUUGUAGAACAAUUGAUUCAAAUGGAUAACUUAGCAAUGGAUGGAAAGAUGAUUGAAGUCAAACGUGCAACUCCUAGAAACGCCGAUGGAACAAGACGUCCAACAGGACCACAAAAACCUGAAAUGAAUCAGAAACGUGGUGGAGGCGAUUUCGGCAAUGAUGGCAACUCCAACAUGUUUGGUUACGGUUCUAAUUCUAUGGGCGGCGGUAAUGAUAUGUCAUCAAUGAUGAUGGGUAAUAACCCUAUGGCUUCAAUGAUGAUGAAUCCAAUGUUCAACUCUGCUGGCUCUCAAUCAUUCGAUCCAAAUGCAAUGGCUAGCUUCUUCCAGCAACAAGGUGGUGGCGGUUUUAAUCCGAUGAUGUUUCAACAAAUGAUGAUGGCCGCAAAUAUGGGUGGCAUGAUGGGCGGCGGAGGUGGAGGAUGGUCAAAUAAUGCUAACAUGGGUGGAUUUGGAAUGGGUAUGGGUGGAAACGCAGGUUCGAUGGCCAACAAUGGCAACAGAAAGACCGGCGGCAGAAGCGGUUCAGCAGAUCAUGGUAGCAAUCAUGAUCAAGACCGUAAUUCAAGAGAUCGCUCAGAAUCAGGUCGUGGUAGACCUUUGAAUGCACCUCCUUCUUCUGCUGGUUUGCCAACCAGACCUGAUGGCUCAAAUAACAAUUCAGGCCGUGACUAUCAACGCGAACGCUCACCUGGAAGACGCGAAGAUAGCAGCGGAGCUCGAGAAGGGCGUUGGUGAUUGCUACAGUAACGAACAAAACUCAGUGUAAUUACUGCUUUUCUAUGAAGCAAUAUGUUAAUGUAUAUUAUUAAGGUCGAAAAUUGAUCUGGUUGGGU